AUGACGAUUAAUUUACAAGGUAAAGUAGCACUUGUUACUGGUGGUACAUCAGGUUUGGGCGAAGCUGUAUGCCGACAAUUUGCGGCUGAGGGAGUAAAUCUAGCCAUCAAUUAUAAUAAAUCAAAAGAAAAAGCGGGUGUUCUUGUAAAAGAAUUGAUACUGAAAUUCAAAAUAAAGGCUGUUUCAUUUCAAGCGGAUUCUACAGAUGGUGAAGGGAUUGAUAAUUUAGUCGAAUCAGUUUUAAAGGAGUUUGGAAAACUUGACAUUGUUAUUUCAAAUGUAGGUUGGACUAAAAUUGUUCCUUAUGAUGAUCUUGAUGCUCUUGACGAUGAAUUAUGGGAUGGAUGCUUUAAUGCAAACGUGAAAUCACAUUUCAAAUUGUUCAAAAGCACCAAAAGAUACUUAGAACAAAAUAAAGAAGGAGGAACUUUUAUAGUCACAGCUUCCGUAGCUGGUAGAAUUGUGUACGGUUCAAGUAUACCUUAUGCUGUCAGCAAGGCAGCACUUAUCCAUCUUGUUCGUAUGCUCGCUAAAACUCAAGGCCCAAGUAUUCGUAUUCACGCUGUUUGUCCCGGUUUAUUAUUGACAGAAUGGGGAAAGCAAUUUUCCCCUGAAAGAAUUGAGUCAACUAAAAGCCGUUCGCCAUUACAUGUAUUAGCUGAUGUUGAUGAGAGUGCUUCUCAUUUUUUACAGUUGUCAAAGUUAUCGACUUCCACGGGAACCAUCGUCGGAAUUGAUGCUGGCAUCUCAAUUUAA
This is a messenger RNA of Priceomyces carsonii, 756 nucleotides long. RefSeq names its product SDR family NAD(P)-dependent oxidoreductase. The record is from RefSeq and is a predicted model, not a curated record. Lineage: Eukaryota; Fungi; Ascomycota; Pichiomycetes; Serinales; Debaryomycetaceae. Bases 1 to 756 code for a protein of 251 amino acids. Gene Ontology annotation, molecular function: oxidoreductase activity. The transcript has a single exon.